CGUUAAAUCUAUAAAUUUCAAAUGGAGUGUUUCACUUCGAGCCAAAAUAGAACGGAUCUCUCACACUUUUUAAAAAAAUUAAUUGACCAUGAUGGCAGUCGAGACGGAGGGGUUGUCACCUCGACGAGGGAGCAGCAAACGAUGGCGUGCGGCGUGUUUUCUCUUUGUUUUCAUGGGUUCCUCUUCCCUGUUGGUCACCACGUUCAUGACUGAGGAUCAAGUGCAGCGGUUCCAAGCAGUCCUCCUCCGACAAAAUCAAGUGGCCAAGUCCAAAUCAAAAGCUGCUUCUAGUAUUAGUAUUAGUGAUGAUGAUAAUGCAACGAUCCGUGGAAGGAAACAGCAAAAGAAAUUGGCUCAGCAAAAGAACGCUACCAAGACUACUACUACCAGCAGCAGAUUGAGACCAGCUCCCAAUCAAGGCAAAAAGAACAAGGAAUCACCACUCUUCGUAAAGGCUCCACCACAAAAUUCCAUUUCCAUCACCAGCGAUGCCCAUAAAACAGAUCCUCGCAUUGCGUGGCUCAUGUCCUUUCCAAAUUCAGGGACGUCGUAUACGGGACAAUUGGUCAAGCAUCUGACCAGAACCAAAACUGCCAGCAACUAUGGCGAACAAAAUCUGGAUUUACAAGGCAGUUCCGUGCCGGUCUAUCAUGAUGGAAACAAAAAGCAAAAAGACCGGAAUUGGCAAGGCCCCUUUUAUGUAGAUCCCACUCAGUCCAAAGGAUACGAGACACCCCACGCCUAUGUCUUGACCAAAACACACUGUGGUGGGUACACUACCAACACGUCUCCGGAACGAUACGUCGAAGCCACUCACAGCUUCCGAAGACGUUGCCUUUCGACCAGAUAUGUCAAGAAUGGCACUCUCUACAAGGGAGAAUACGAUGCGGCUCUAGUGCACAAGGCCAUUCAUCUGUUCCGCAAUCCGUUUGACAAUGUCGUUUCGAGAUUUAACUUUGAACACAAACGACUAGAAAAGAAAAAGGGCUAUACCAACGGGUCCACCAAAUCGCGGGAGGGAUUCCGAGCCUUUUGUCAACAAAUGGAUACGACAUGGAAGGAAUCCGAACGCAACUCUAUUGUCUAUGAAGAUUCCAUUUUGGCCAAGAUGGAAUCGGUGCCCUGUCAUUCCGAUUUCUUUCGAUAUGUGGAAUGGCACAAUUUGGCCUUUGUGACGACACAAGAUCUGGGUAUAGAAACCAUGAUUCUACAUUAUGAAGACUAUGGUGCCAGUACUUUUGAAACUACCAAAAACAAACUAUUGGAAUUUCUAGAACUGGAAGAACGGGGUGUGUCUAGUCCAUUCAAAGAUGGUAAAGUCUAUUCCAAAGAAUACUUUACCAAAAAGGAGCGAGAAGUGGUUAAAGAAGUCUUGCAACAACUGGCAUUGAAGACCACCUGGGGCUAUCUGGAACGGUACUUCUAGACUAGCCCACUGGUUGGCCUACAUUAGAUAGAACAGCCAGCAACGGUAAAAUGUCCUGUUCUCUGGGAAAUGCUGAUUCUACUGAGUCGGUUCUGUCAAGUGACAAUAACUUGCUGGUACCGUAUAGGCUUUGGCGUUUCGGUAAUGUGAUGGAUGGGGAGGGCUGAGUCCAUUCUUGGCUUGGCUAUGAUGUUCUGUGGUGGCACAAGUUGAAUAGGUUUCUUUUUCUAUCACUCACCAAGAAAGAAAGAUGGACGCUGCCAGGGCUAACUUAUGGAAGGCAGCUCUGAAUGAUUCGAUUCAAUCAGAUUCAGCUAGAAGCCAUGAGCAGCUGUGGGUUCAACUAGUACUGGUACAUGUAAUCAUAACAUCAAACCUUACCAUGUUC
This is a messenger RNA of Seminavis robusta, 1814 nucleotides long. Lineage: Eukaryota; Bacillariophyta; Bacillariophyceae; Naviculales; Naviculaceae. The record is from the annotation of a GenBank genome assembly.